AUGAGUUCAUAUACCUCAAUACAUGCCCAAACUUUUGGCUCCGAUAACUGGUGUUUAAGCUUGCAACCACUCUACAGCCACGCUUUGUUGACGAGUUUGAGCAAUGGGGAAGUCCAUCACCUGGACUGGGUUACUGGUAAAUCGAAGGCGGUCGACCAGGCUGGUACCAGCUCCAUCAACAAGUUAAAGAUCAUCAAUGCGGAUUUCCAAGGCGGUUCUCAAUAUGCGGUAGCCUCUAACGACUCAAUUAACGUCUUUGACAUCAGAUCGAGAGAUAGGCUUGCCAGACUGAAAAACGAGAAGAAUGCUCCCUUUUUGUCCCUUGACUCUCGCCAUAACCUACUGGCAUGCGGCACUGAACUCACUGGUGUCGACGCUGAAGUGCACAUCUAUGACAUUCGGAAUUGGAAGACUCCAGUGAGAAGCUUCAUGGAUUCUCAUCAUGAUGACGUUACAGAUAUUCGAUUUCACCCGAGCGAUUCCAAACUUCUCUUGAGUGGAUCUACCGAUGGCUACACGAACGUUUAUGAUUUGACACAGCAGGACGAGGAAGAUGCCCUCCACCAAGUGAUCAACUAUGCCUCCAUACAUUCUUGUGGUUGGCUGGCGCCAAGAAGAAUCUACACCCUUUCUCAUAUGGAAACGCUGGCCAUCCAUGAACUUAAUGACAAAAGUGACGAGUCCCGGGAGCCGCAACCGAAUGAUUUCGGAGAUGUGAGAGACAAAUGGGGAUGCAACUACGUGGUCGACAUAUAUCCAGGAUAUAUCGCCGUCGGAGGCUCUCAGCAAGAUGCUGGCUUCUUGAAGAUAGUGCCUUUUGAUAACGAAAAGUCCGAUUUGAAUAGAGCAUUGACAAUAACAUCCGCACAUGGCGAUGACAUUGUUAGAGAUGUCCUUGUCCCUCCACAGAAUCCAGAUAUCUUGUACUCAUGCGGUGAGGAUGGAACAGUGAAAACCUGGAAAAUCAGCAAUAGCACUUACCAUCCGAGAUCCGAGUUUUGGAACUAUUCAAUAAAAAUGGACCUCUUCAGCUCAGAAGAGAACCACAAGGAGCCGCCACUGACAAAAGAGACUUUUGAACAUCCUUCUAGUCAAAGUGGUGAACAGCAGGAAAACAAGAGAACGAGAGAGAAAAGCAAGAAGCACAAAAAAUCCCACCGGUACAAGCCAUAUUGA
Torulaspora globosa is the source of this 1176-nucleotide messenger RNA. RefSeq lists its product as uncharacterized. NCBI's taxonomy places the organism in Eukaryota, Fungi, Ascomycota, Saccharomycetes, Saccharomycetales, Saccharomycetaceae. The coding region runs from base 1 to 1176 and encodes 391 amino acids. The record is from RefSeq and is a predicted model, not a curated record. Gene Ontology annotation, molecular function: protein binding. The transcript has a single exon.